UUCUUGAACAAUUAAUUUAAAAUAAAAAAAUAAUAUAUUCCUCACAUAAUUCCACUGCUUUCGCCCAUCUUCUCAAUUAACAUUCAAGCCUCUAUAUAAACCACCCACUAUCUUCUCUAUCACUUGUAACAAUUCAACCAUAAUUACCCCCCAAAACCUUAGCUUCCUUCCAUUUCUGUGUUCCAUCCAUGGCCGAAACCCAAAAACAACCCACCCAUGUAGCUAUUCUACCCAGUCCCGGGAUGGGUCACCUCAUCCCUCUUGUUGAAUUAGCUAAGCGACUCGUUAAUCAACAUAAUCUCUCCAUCACCUUCAUUGUCCCAACUGAUGGUCCUCCUUCUAAGGCCCAAAAAUCAGUUCUUGAAUCGCUUCCUACCACCAUAAGCUCCACAUUUCUUUCUCCGGUUGACAUGAGUGAUCUCCCUGGAGAUACAAAGAUAGAAACGAUAAUUUCCCUUACGGUGGCACGCUCUCUCCCUUCUCUUUGCCAAGUUUUGAAGUCUCUUGUUGAAAGUAGUCGACUAGCGGCCCUGGUGGUUGAUCUCUUUGGAACCGAUGCGUUCGAUGUUGCUCGAGAAUUCAACAUCUCUCCCUACAUUUUCUUUCCUUCUACAGCAAUGGCUUUGUCUUUGUUUUUUUGGUUGCCAAAGCUAGAUGAGAUGGUUCCUUGCGAGUAUAGAGAACUACAAGAACCCGUGAAAAUACCUGGCUGCAUACCGAUACACGGGAAGGAAUUGCUCGACCCGGUUCAAGAUAGGAAAAAUGAUGCUUAUAAAUGGCUUCUUCACCAUACAAAGCGAUAUAGACUAGCUGAGGGUGUUAUGGUUAACAGCUUCGUGGACAUGGAAGGAGGGGCCAUAAAGGCUUUGCAAGAGGAAGAAGCCGGUAAACCACCCGUUUACCCUGUUGGUCCGCUGGUGAACAUGGGUUCAAGUAGUGAAGGAAAGGAAGCAGAUUGUUUGAGGUGGCUAGAUGAGCAACCGCAUGGCUCUGUUCUGUACGUGUCAUUUGGAAGCGGCGGGACCCUAUCUUACGAUCAGAUAAACGAAUUGGCUUUGGGGCUAGAAAUGAGCCAGCAAAGAUUUUUGUGGGUUGUGAGGAGCCCCAAUGAUAGCGUCGCCAAUGCCACUUUUUUCAGUGUGCAAAGCCAAAAAGACCCUUGUGAUUUCCUACCAGAAGGGUUCUUGGAUAGAACCAAAGGGCGGGGUCUAUUGGUGCCGUCAUGGGCACCACAGGCACAAGUAUUGAGUCACGGGUCUACAGGAGGGUUCUUAACCCAUUGUGGAUGGAAUUCCAUCCUUGAAAGUGUGGUGAAUGGAGUGCCACUAAUUGCCUGGCCACUCUACGCUGAACAGACAAUGAACGCUGUGAUGUUAACUGAGGACAUUAAAGUGGCCCUGAGACCAAAAGCUAAUGUUCAAAAUGGCCUAAUCGAAAGACACGAAAUUUCAAAAGUAGUGAGAGGCCUAAUGGAAGGCAAAGAAGGGAAGAAGGUCCGCAACAGAAUGAAGGACCUUAAAGACGCAGCUGACAGGGUUCUCAGCGAAGAAGGCUCAUCUACAAAGGCAAUCUCUGGGUUGGCUCUCAAAUGGAAGAACCAAAUUUGCAACUAAAAGGAAAAUUUCUAGAUAUUAUAGUUUUUAGUAGUCUUAUAAUAACAGAUAAAUGGAAAUUGCAGCUUCUAGCUUUUACUCCUCCUCCUAGAUAAAAAUUGCCUUUUGUAUUUAAUUACUUGUAGGUUUCCAGGUUCUUGUUGCAUAUGUGUGGUCCAAUCCACGUGCUUGUACAAUUCUUGUCCACAGCUUGAAUACAUAUUAGACAUGGUUUAUUCA
Hevea brasiliensis (rubber tree) is the source of this 1832-nucleotide messenger RNA. RefSeq names its product hydroquinone glucosyltransferase. The transcript has a single exon. The record is from RefSeq and is a predicted model, not a curated record. Bases 189 to 1613 code for a protein of 474 amino acids. Gene Ontology annotation, molecular function: UDP-glycosyltransferase activity. Lineage: Eukaryota; Viridiplantae; Streptophyta; Magnoliopsida; Malpighiales; Euphorbiaceae.